CCUCCAAAUUAGAAACGUCACUGCGUCCUGCGUGUCUCUCCUAUGUAAACAACGUGAUUUCCUUUGCUCUUUUAAAAGUGUUUUGGUUCUUUAAUUAGCUUAAUUCGUUUGUAAAAAUGGCUGCAAUAUUACGUGUAAAGCGCAGAAAUGAUACCGAGCCUUUAGACGCACUUGUUAUUAAUUGUAAAAAGCGUAAAACCGAACCUGAGAAUGCCGAAGGAGGAACAACAUCCGCUCCUCUUACUGCGGUUAUCAAGUUCGCGGGAACUGUAAAGGAUCGGGACGAGGACGUAAUCGAGCACAUUACGAGUAAAUUGAGCAAGGAGGAUUUGAAAAAUCAUUACAAACAGCAUAUCGUCGAUGUUACGGGCAAAGCGCGGAAGGCAACUAAGCAAGCAUCAACAGAAAAUCGUUUUAAAGUUCUUAACCACUUUCGAUCUCUAGACAAUUGGAAAGAGGAUGAUCCUGAAAUAGAUGAUAUUACUGUGAUCGACAUUGAGGACACAGCAUCUUGUGCAACAAAAGAAUCUGACAAGAAGGAAAACUACGUAUAUGAUUUAUAUUACACUAGCAAAGAUGAAGAUUUCGAAUUUGAAACGGACAUGGCAAUUAAAAGUUUGAAUGAAGCACUUGUUUUCGAUCCGUAUAGAGAGAAAGGUGCAAUGGAUUCUGAUAAUUUAUAUGAAUCUGAAGACUCAAAUUCAGAAUCCAACGUGAGAAAUGAUUAUCCGGAUUCCGAGCAUUCCGAAGAUUCAAUUCUCGAGGAGGACAUGCGAGAAGCAGUGGAAAAAGUAAAAAUUCAUGGCGAGGAAUCGGAUUUGUCCAGUGAAGACGAGGAUUUUGCGUAUGGUGUGGACGAACAUGACGUCGACUAUUUUGGAUCCGAAUACGCGAAAUAUAAAGCUAAGUUGAAAAAAGAAUGGGGAAAUCAUGAUUCGACUUCCAGCAGCCACUCUUCGAGCGAAUCUGACGGAAUUGGCGAUUUGGAUAAUUAACAAAUUUAUUCAUUUAGUUUUAAGGGAGGUGUAUAUAUUUUUUUAAUGUUAGUCUGCGAAAAUAUCGUUUCAUUACUUAUUUUUUGCUUGUAAACAGAUUACAGAAAGUACUAAGUGCUAAUAAUAUUA
Messenger RNA from Belonocnema kinseyi, 1124 nucleotides. RefSeq names its product probable RNA polymerase II nuclear localization protein SLC7A6OS (gene fs(2)ltoPP43). NCBI's taxonomy places the organism in Eukaryota, Metazoa, Arthropoda, Insecta, Hymenoptera, Cynipidae. The transcript is spliced from 3 exons. The record is from RefSeq and is a predicted model, not a curated record. Bases 117 to 995 code for a protein of 292 amino acids. Gene Ontology annotation, biological process: developmental process.